CAGGAUAGUAGGAAGAUGUUGACGAGGCAUAUAUUCUAAAAACUAGAAAGUGCCGGUAAUUACCUCGCCUUUCCAGAUCCGAGCUUGAAACUGGAAUCAUACAUAUAUCCAUUCCGAUCUGUUUCAAAUUCUGCACACACUCCUAAACCAAAUUUUCAGAUCUUCUACAAGAACAAAAGAGAAUGUCAAGCUACUCACACCCUCCUCCCGGCUAUGGCUAUGGCUACGGCUACAGCUACGGCAGCGCUUCACCUCCAGGUCAACCCUACGGUGCACCGCCGCAAGGGCAGCUCCAACACCAACAGCACCAGACAGCCCAACCCUACGGUGCUACGUCUGCACCGUACGGCUCUUCAUACAAGCCAGAGAAGCCGCACAAUCCAGCUAAGCCUCUCAAGAAUCAAGCCAGCGGAGGUGGAUACCCCGCGCCUGCUCCGAGUUACGGCAGCCUGUUCGCGGCUUUGGUUCCAUCGGUGUUCCCGCCGGGCACGGAUCCGGAAACCAUAGCUUGCUUUCAGCUGGUAAUCAGGACGGCAGCGGCUUCAUCGACGACAAUGAGAUGCAGAGAGCUCUGUCGUCGUACAAUCAGAGCUUCAGCUUGAGGACUGUUCAUCUUCUCAUGUACCGUUUUACCCAGACCAACACCAGGAA
Malus domestica (apple) is the source of this 651-nucleotide messenger RNA. Lineage: Eukaryota; Viridiplantae; Streptophyta; Magnoliopsida; Rosales; Rosaceae. The record is from RefSeq and is a predicted model, not a curated record.